Messenger RNA from Drosophila ananassae, 1323 nucleotides. RefSeq lists its product as uncharacterized. The coding region runs from base 449 to 1111 and encodes 220 amino acids. The record is from RefSeq and is a predicted model, not a curated record. The transcript is spliced from 3 exons. Lineage: Eukaryota; Metazoa; Arthropoda; Insecta; Diptera; Drosophilidae.
AAUGUUGGCCAUUUUUUGGAACUCUAGCUAAGGUCACACUUGUGUUAUUGUUAUCCGCAAAGUCCAGAAUUUUUAUCAAAAUUUCAAGUUCUUAAAAAAUGAGUAUAAGAAAACAUAGUUAAAUGGGUGUCUGGCUUGAAAGCAACUAAGUCACUUAGUGCAAUAACAACCAAGGACAUUAUUUUGAAUCAAAUUUUAUGUGAACAAAAAACAGACAACCAAAAAAAACCGCGUGAAAAGAUUGCAAAAUUUUUGGAUACUGGAAUUGUAGUGAUAAAAAAGUUGAAAAUUGAUAAGAUCUGAUACUGGAAAUGCUCAGCAUUAUUUAUAAUUGUGGAAGCUGUUGUUUACAAUAGUUUUCUUUGAUUUUGAAUUCAUAUUUAUGUGUACGCACGUUAAAACAACAACAACAACAACAACAAAAAUUGCACAAUUAAAAGAACUUUAGAUGUCGGACUCAAUGUUAGUUUGUGUCAGCGACUAUUGGCAGCGUUGUCACUACCUGAAUCGUCCAGAUCGGGAGGCUGGAGACUCCUGCCGGAACGGGAAAACUCUACGCAGGCUCCUCCUCCAGGUGGACGCCAUUAAUGGCAACUACUAUCUCCGGGAGAUCCUGCAGCAGACCGUCCUGGUCGAUCGAUUGAAGCGCAUUCAUGGCGUCCAGCUGGUUUGGCUCCAGUUCCACCCACCUGAGAGGGACACCAUCGACUACAAGUGGGCGGACAUGCUCGCCCACACCCUGUGGGAGCACAUCGAGGUGGAGCACCUCAUGUCCUGGCUGUCCACCCUGGGCGGUGGAUUUUCAGCUCUUGGCGAGCAGUUUGGCAAAUGUGCGGAGACCGCUGGGAAGAUCUCGCUGCAGCAACUGAAGAUCGGGAUGCGACUGGGCGAUCCAUUUUUGCAGGCCCGGUGCAAGCUCUACUACAGCAUCUCGCUGAUCCAGCGCGGCCACCUCCGCCCCGCCAAGCAUCUCAUCCGGGCGCAGUACUCCUUCGCCAGGCAGCACGUGGAGACGGACGGCCGGCUGGUGAGGAUGUGCCAGGGUAUAUGGUUGAGGCUGCGGUACGAGUACGAGCAGCGCCGUAUCCAGAAGCAGAAGAGGCUGAAGUAAACUUAAGACGGAUCUGAUUUUGAAGACUUAAUGGGGCAAAGGAUCUAAGAUGGAUCUAAGAACAAUUAUAAAUGAUAUUGAUAUUGGUCAGCUGGCGACGUUCCUUUCUGUGUUUAAUUCCAACUCUAAGUUGUAUAAGCAAAAAAUAAUUGUAUUCAAUAUAUUUAUUUAAUAAUUGUAAUUGUAUAUACGUAAAAAAUGCAUUUACAUUA